CUAGGUGCAUCAGCUUUCUUCAAGGAAGUCUUUUAUCACUCUAUUUGUCUUUCCCUCUGACUGGGGCCUUUGGAAUUGCAUGAUGUUAUCAGCGGCCUUCAUUACUUUGGUGAGAAGUGGUGGGAACCAGGUGAAGAAGAGAGUGUUGUUAAGAUACUUCCUCCUGCAGGACAACAGGCAGGUGACUCCUGCCUGCUACAGCUCCACUUCGGAGCCCAGGUGCUCUCGGUUUGAUCCAGAUGGAAGUGGGCGGCCAGCCACUUGGGACAAUUUUGGGAUCUGGGAUAACCGCAUUGAUGAGCCAAUUCUGCUGCCACCUAGUAUCAAGUAUGGCAAGCCGAUUCCCAAAAUUAGCCUGGAGAAUGUGGGCUGUGCCUCCCUCAUUGGCAAACGGAAGGAAAAUGAAGAUCGGUUUGGGUUCGCCCAGCUGACAGAGGAGGUGCUAUACUUCGCAGUGUAUGAUGGGCAUGGGGGACCAGCAGCUGCUGACUUCUGUCACACGCACAUGGAGAAAUGUGUUAUGGAUUUGCUUCCUCAGGAGAAAGACUUGGAGACUGUACUGACCUUGGCCUUCCUAGAAAUAGAUAAAGCCUUUUCAAGUUAUGCCCAACUGUCUGCUGAUGCAAGCCUCCUGACCUCUGGGACUACUGCAACGGUAGCUCUGUUGAGAGAUGGCAUUGAACUGGUUGUAGCCAGUGUUGGAGACAGCCGGGCUCUUUUGUGUAGAAAAGGAAAACCCAUGAAGCUGACCACUGACCAUACCCCAGAAAGAAAGGAUGAGAAGGAAAGGAUCAAGAAAUGUGGUGGUUUCGUGGCUUGGAAUAGUUUGGGACAGCCCCAUGUAAAUGGCAGGCUUGCAAUGACAAGGAGUAUUGGAGACCUGGAUCUUAAAGCCAGUGGUGUGAUAGCAGAACCUGAAACAACGAGGAUUAAGCUCUACCAUGCUGAGGACAGUUUCUUGGUCCUUACCACCGAUGGGAUUAACUUCAUGGUGAAUAGUCAAGAGAUCUGUGACUUUGUCAACCAGUGUCAUGAUCCUAAUGAAGCAGCCCACGCAGUGACUGAACAGGCAAUACACUAUGGUACUGAAGACAACAGCACUGCAGUAGUGGUGCCCUUUGGUGCCUGGGGAAAAUACAAGAACUCUGAAAUAAACUUCUCAUUCAGCAGAAGCUUUGCCUCCAGUGGACGAUGGGCCUGAUAUCUAGCUUGGACUGUGUUCCUAUGCGGCAGCAUAUCAGUGGACAUAUCAAGAAACUGGUAAUAGCCAGAAGGUGGCCUGUACCCAUGUGUCCUUGUGACCUGAUAGAUCCCAACACAGUGUAAGCUUGCCUGCCACAUACACAGUAGUAUUUUCAUAAACCCUCACCAUCGUUAUGCUCGACUGUACAUGAUCAGCGUAAGCACCAUGACGAAGCUGUGAAAGCGUUGUGCAUCUCUGAGCUGAGUGG
Molecule: messenger RNA, 1451 nt
Organism: Acomys russatus (golden spiny mouse)
Lineage: Eukaryota; Metazoa; Chordata; Mammalia; Rodentia; Muridae
Gene: Ppm1k
Product: protein phosphatase, Mg2+/Mn2+ dependent 1K
Exons: 6
Coding region: 80-1201 (373 amino acids)
Biological process (GO): protein dephosphorylation
Molecular function (GO): cation binding; protein serine/threonine phosphatase activity
Source: RefSeq, a predicted model, not a curated record